AUGUCGGACAACGGGAAAACUUUCGUAGGCGCUCAAAGGUCAAUCCACCGAGAACUUUCCACUUUUCUUAAGGAAGCCGCCUCAGAUAUCGCUGGAAAAUACACCGUACAUGGCCUCUCCUGGCAAUUUAUACCACCAUACGCUCCUCAUAUGGGAGGCCUGUGGGAAGCAGCGGUUAAAAGUUUUAAGACGCACUUCAACAAAGUCGCGGGGAAUCACAAAUUCACGUUUGAAGAAUUCACCACACUGCUGAUACGAAUCGAAGCGGUACUCAAUUCCAGACCGCUGUCGCCUUUGUCUCAAGAUCCUAGCGAUUUACAGCCCCUUACUCCCGGUCACUUCUUAAGAGGAGCACCACUUGUCUCUCUGCCAGAACCUAACGCAGAAAACCUGUAUCUUCCAAACAAGUGGCAGAAGCUCAAGGUACUUCACCAUCAAUUCAGCACCCGAUGGAAAACUGAAUAUUUGCAAGAGCUACACAAACGGCAUAAGUGGAAAGGCAAAGAACCCAAUAUCGCAGUGGAAGACCUCGUCGUCAUCAAAGAAGACAGCCUCCCACCAAAUGAUUGGCGCCUCGGACGUAUUGUUAAGCUCUAUCCCGGUCCCGACCAAAACGUUCGCGUGGCUGACAUCCGUACCCAAAAGGGAAUUAUAACACGCAACAUCGCAAAAUUAUGCUUGUUACCACCUCCACCCAGCACAAUGGAUGCUUAA
Rhagoletis pomonella (apple maggot) is the source of this 714-nucleotide messenger RNA. RefSeq lists its product as uncharacterized. NCBI's taxonomy places the organism in Eukaryota, Metazoa, Arthropoda, Insecta, Diptera, Tephritidae. Bases 1 to 714 code for a protein of 237 amino acids. The transcript has a single exon. Gene Ontology annotation, biological process: DNA integration. Gene Ontology annotation, molecular function: nucleic acid binding. The record is from RefSeq and is a predicted model, not a curated record.